Cyclocybe aegerita is the source of this 552-nucleotide messenger RNA. Lineage: Eukaryota; Fungi; Basidiomycota; Agaricomycetes; Agaricales; Hemipholiotaceae. The record is from the annotation of a GenBank genome assembly.
AUGGUCGCUGAAGGACAACUUCGGGAAGCGAGUGAGGCGUUCUUUGACGCUUUCGCCUCCGACACACCCCCUCUCAAGCUGCUGUCAUAUUUCUCGACCACCUCACCCGUCACGAUCCAGCACGCUCCUGCCGAGUGUCCGAUACCCCAGGCAUCAAGGCUAGUAGGACCUAAUGCGCUACGCUCCUAUUUUGACCUGCUAUCGACCCACUUUCUGCGUGGUCCUGUACACGCUCAGGCACCCCCGCAGGUUGAUCCGAUUGCGCGACAGGUCACGCUGGCUGCUAGUACGACCUGGACGUGGAGGAAGAGCGGGCGAGCGUGGACCGAGGACUUUAUAUGGACGUUGGAGUAUGAUGAGGGCCUCAAGAUCGUUAGUUUCGUCAUCCGGACGGUGUCGGGCCCGGGGACGUGUGUGAUGCGUGCGGUUGACACCGACCCGCUGAUGAGGGGCUGCAGUAACGGCAACGACACAACGCGCAAGGCUUUUGUAGGUGUCCUUUCCUCGCACUUAUCCCUUUCUCCUCGUCGUUUACGCUGCGCUUCGGAUUAG